CAUCGAUGAAAUAUGUUGUCCAUGCAUCAAGACAGAUGUAACAGUUUCUCCGUCUACUCGAUUGUAUCUCACCGUUUCCUAUCAUCAAAAAUAAAAUAUCUCGGUAUAUUCCGGCUGAGGAUUAUCCGCCACACUAUUCUACCCAUAUUUUUAAAACCAAGCAACACUAACGUCAAUACCGAGUCAGUUUUGGCGACCGCUUAUUUUGCGUUCAGAAUUUCGUUCAUUGUUCAGUGUGUUCCCAACGCGUCGCGAAGAUGGGUUAUUAGAACACUCAUGCUGUCGUGUUCCAUCUUUAGAAAGCGUUCGACGUCGAUUCAGUGAUUUCUUUUAUAUGUUGUGCGUGUUUUGUUUUAUUAGUUUUGUUUAGAUAUUCGUGAAUAUUUUCAUUGUUUCGUUUUCAACCAUGAUCUUCGAAUUUGACGUCGAAAUAUAUUGCAACGGCGUCGGCGACUCGUCGAGCAGUUGCAGCCCCGGCGGUCCUGGAGGCGGUGGUUUGUGCAACUCCAUCCCUACAUCCCCGAUGGCGAUCAACGGAGGCGGGAUGAUGGGCGGUGGAGGUGCCGGAGACAGCCUGGGCAGCGCGAAUGGCAUGAGUGGUGGUGGGGGAACAACGUGCGGUAGCGCCUCGGACAGCGGAGAUCAGAUGGACGCCGAGGCGCGCGAAAAAGAGCUGCAAAGGAGGAAGGAGGAGGCGAAACGGAAGCGCAGGAAGAAGAAGAGGACCGGCUCAUCCGUCGUCAGCUCGUGCUUCCAAGACCUGUAUAGACUGACCGGCGAGGUAUUAGGCGAAGGUGCGUACGCGAGCGUCCAAACGUGCGUGAACAUCUUCACCGAACAGGAGUUCGCCGUCAAGUUGAUCGACAAAGUGCCCGGACACGCAAGGGCUAGGGUCUUCAGGGAAGUAGAGACCUUCCACCACUGCCAGGGGCACCCCAACAUCAUACAGCUCACAGAGUUUUUCGAGGACGAAGAAAAGUUUUAUUUGGUUUUUGAGAAGGUGAAUGGAGGGCAGCUGUUGCGCAGGAUCCAAGAGCACAAGUACUUCAGCGAAGCGGCCGCCGCCGAAAUAAUCCGCGAGGUGGCGUCCGCGUUGGCGUUCAUGCACGCCAAAGGCAUCGCGCAUCGCGACCUCAAACCAGAGAACAUCCUGUGCGUGUAUCCGGACCGAUUGUGUCCGGUGAAGAUCUGCGACUUCGACCUCGGGUCUGGAAUCCGGUUCCAAAGCAGCGUUGCCAGCCCGCUCGCUACGCCUCAGCUGCUUACACCAGUGGGUAGCGCUGAGUUUAUGGCUCCCGAGGUGGUGGAGGCGUUCAUCGGUGAAUCAGAGACGUCAACGUACGACAAGAGGUGCGAUCUUUGGUCGCUAGGUGUCAUAGCGUAUAUCCUGUUGUGCGGCUAUCCGCCUUUCUAUGGGAAAUGCGGAAGGGACUGUGGAUGGGAAAGAGGAGACAACUGUGACAGGUGUCAGAGGAUGUUGUUUAACAGCAUUCAGGACGGAAAAUAUGAUUUUCCAGAGGCGGAGUGGGGCAAUAUUUCUGAAGAGGCUACGGACCUUAUUUGUAAGCUACUAGUGAAAAACGCAAGCGACAGAAUUAGUGCUGGUGAGGUGUUGGAGCACCCGUGGCUGCGUUGCGCCUCUUCAAGCGCCGCCCUGUCGACGCCGAACGUCAUCAAACGCAACGAUUCCGCGCUGGAAUUGAGCCAGUUCGCGGAGUCCGCAAUGGCUGUGAACCGAGUGGUGCAGCAGCAUUUCAGCAUGAAGCUCGACUACCUGGCCGAGGGCAGAGAAACGAAGACGAAGGGCGGCCGAGGAUCGGAACGGCUAUUCGGCCUCAGUCCGCCCAGCGAAAGUCACAUCUUGCGCAGGCGCAUCCGACAGGCGACCUGCAAAUUCGGCGGCAGCUGUCAGUUCUUGAUGUUGCCGCCUCCCGGCAAACAGCCCAUCUCUAGCCCGAGCGGGUAGCCCAAGGUGUUUCCGCCCGAGAGGUGGCGUUAAACGUUCGGUACUGGCAGCGAGUUAGAAAGAAAAUGUUUUAAAAGUGCUCAGCGUCGGUGAAUCGUGAGGAAAUAUGGGUAAAUUCGCAUCAAUAAGUUUCCCAUCUCGGAAAAUACUGUUUAAAACAGUUUUGGGAUGGACCAUUUAGAGAUCAUCUUGAAAAUUUGAAAUCUUAGAAUAGAACGUUCCUAUAACUUAAAGCUACAUCAACAGGAACUAAAAAUCACAUCGCUUGCAUGUAAAACAUGAUUAUUUUUAUUUCUAGAAGUAAACGAUUAUGAAGUAUUAAACCUUCAAUAAAAAGAAAAUAUCCUGGUUUUGAACCUUUCAAUAUAGUUGUGUUCUAUGAUAUGUACUGUUGAAAAAUUUAAAUUUUGUCUAGCGACCUGCAAAUUUUCAAUAUUCUACGAUACUUAUUUAAUAACAAACUUGUUACCUCCGCUUAUCUUCUACCGUACCUUUUUUGAAAUUUUAAAUGUUCAACUUGGCCUCUGACCUUUAAGGUCAUUUCCAAAAAUAUCCAAAUUUCCACAGGUGGGCUCUGAAAGAUAGGGUUCCAUUUAAAAUUCUCGAGUUGAUCUCUGAAUGACCUUGAAGUUUAUUUUCAACGUCAUGUCUAAACCUAAAUUUGUUUGCUCCAACCACCGGUGAGGUCAGAAAGAUAGGGUUCCAUUCAAAAUUUUCGAGUUGACCUCUAAAUGACCUUGAAGCUUAUUUUCAAGGUCACGUCUAAAACUAUUUUUUUGCUCUAUCCACAAGUGAGAUCGAAAAGAUACAGUUCAUUUGAAAUUUUUGUUAACUUCUAAAGGACCUUGGAGGACAUUUUCAAGGUCACGUCUAAACUUAUUUUUUGCUCUUCCCACAAGUGUGGUCGAAAAGAUACAGUUCUAUUUGAAAGUUUUGUUAACUUCUAAAGGACCGUGGACAUUUUCAAGGUCAUGUCUAAACCUAUUUUUUGUUCCAUUUAAAAUUCUCGAGUUGACCUCUAAAUGACCUUGAAGUUUAUUUUCAACGUCAUGUCUAAACCUAAAUUUGUUUGCUCCAACCACCGGUGAGGUCAGAAAGAUAGGGUUCCAUUCAAAAUUUUUUAGUUGACCUCUAAAUGACCUUGAAGCUUAUUUUCAAGGUCAUGUCUAAACCUAAUUUUUUGCCCUAUCCACAAGUGAGGUCAAAAAGAUGCAGUUCCAUUUGAAUUUCAUGUUAACUUCUAAAGGACCUUGAAGGACAUUUUCAAGGUCACGUCUAAACCUAUUUUUUUGCUCUUUCCACAAGUGUGUUCGAAAAGAUACAGUUCUAUUUGAAAUUUUUGUUAACUUCUAAAGGACCGUGGACAUUGCCAAGGUCAUGUCUAAACCUAAAUUUUUUGCUCUGUCGACAAGUGAGGCCGAAAAGAUACAUGUGAAAUUGUUAUGUUGACUUCUAAAGGACAUUUUCAAGGUCAUGUCUAAACCUAAUUUUCUUGCUCUAUCCAAUGGUGAGGUCAGAAAGAUAGGGUUCCGUUUAAAAUUCCCGAGUUCACCUCUAAAUGAGCUUGAAGGACAUGUUCAAGGUCAUGGUCAUUCUUAUUAUCUCGUACCCGUGCAACUUUUAUCUUGACAAUAUUUUUACAAAUACAGUCCACAAAGACUGGCUGAGCCAAAAAUAAAAUUAGGAAGCCUUUUUCUGGCACAUUUUCUUAGUUUGUGGCCCAUGUUCCAAAUUUUCACCAAUGUUGAAGCAGUAAAGGAGUCGUUUGAGAAUAAAUGAGGCAUAGAUAUUUCAACCGUAUCUUCAAAAGAUGCGUAAUUCUAUGCCCUGUAUGCAAGUGCGUUUCCUAGAUAUUCGCAGGUUAGUCAGGUUGUUUGCAAAUAUUGAUACCAUAGUAGUUUAGUUUACUUUAGUUUGUAUUGAGCUGUAGCUUGAUCUUUUUUAUAUUUGGCUAUGACUUUUGAGAGACCCAGUAUCGCUUGGAAUCCAUCAAAAUAUAUUCCAAUAUUAUUUCUUGUUUAUUAAUCGUACUAUUUAUUGCCUAUUGGUAUACAUGGUUCAAUCUGACUAACCUUUUUUGUAUAUUAACACUGAUACUUUGAAUAUAUAAUAAUUAUUUCUAUCAGUUAGUGUCCCAUAUGUCAUAAUAUCACUACGUUAACUGUGUCUUGCACAAAUUGACCAUCGUUAGUUAGUGUAUUGACCAAAAAAAUAACAAAAAAAAAUAAAAACAGUGGUUUUAGUUGUAUUGCUUCAUAGCUUAAUAUACGACGGGAUUUCAAGGUUUUAGUUUAGCAUUAAACAAUACAAUAUCAGUGUUGAACAAAAGAUCGAAACUUGCUGCCAGUACCGAGGAUUACCAUCAUCAUCCUGGGGAGCACUUGCAUUACAAAAUCCAGCAAAAAAAAAAGGAAAUGCACGACUCGGCAUGUUUUUUCAUUCAUGAAAUCAAAUUAAGUUUUCUCAUGUACGUUUUUGAUUUUUAUCCAUUGGCAUAUUUGGAUGUCUAAAUUUGAUUUACCUGAAUUUUGGUGUUGUGUAUUGUACUGUGUCAUCUUGGCCAAGCACAACGAUCCGUUGGUAUUCUGUUGAUUUUUCUUUCUUUUGUAUUUUUCUACUUGAAGCUGAACUAGGAAAUAUGUAAAGGUAUUUUUCUGGCCCGAAAAGUUAUUUUACCGAUUUUCGUCGCGAACCACUCGUCUGUUUUUCAAAAAUAAUCAGUAAAACUCACGUGGCGUGGUUCAGAUAUGGCCAAAGGUUAUGUUCAUAUAGAUCAUCUUAAAGAAAAAUUGAUUCUAUUUUGAAAAAAAAAUGUGCAAUGAUUUAAUUGUUCUGGCUUGUCUCGCUGAAAAUUUAAUGUCAAUCCGGUUUCUUGACUUUUUAGCGGGCUGUUUGUGACUUAAUAAAUUAAUAUACGAUUUCUUCUGCUUCAUAUCCAUCAUGGUUACUAACCGUUUUAAAUAUACGUGGAGCUGAGAUUCUUCAUCUAGGCUAUAUAGCGAAAAAGUGACUCAGAUCUGUCCAUGUGAUGCUGAAAUUUAAAAACUUCCGUCUAUUUACGUAGAUAAGCUUGAUUGUAGAUAUGGUAACAAAAAAAUCUUGAACACGUUCAUUUUGAUAUUUCCGUUUUUAGUGUAUAUACGGCUAUAGGUUAAGGAGGACGUGUCCCUGGGGGAAUCAAAAUUUGCGCCUAUGGCAUAAAUUUGACCAAUGAGAAGGCGUUUUGGAAGUAACCGAUCUAAUGAAUGUGGUUUGCUUGUAAAAUGGUCCCCCAAUUCCCUUAUUAAGGUGACACGUCCUUUGUUUUUUUACAAUUUUUUCAACUUCAUAUUUGCAGCAGUAUUCUAAAUCCUUUUAAUUUUUUUGCCAAAAAAUGCAUUUUUUCUUCAAUCGGAACUUGUUAACAAAUAUAAGUACAGCUCUGAAAUUGUGUGUGAAUAUUCCUCGUUUAUGGAAGAAUGAAACAAGUGAUUACUUUUCUUCUUAUCACUUUUCCUUUUCUAAAAAAUUUUUUUCUAGAAAAUCCAACUUGCUGCGAGACGAGGCCCCAGGACUCCGUGAUAGCAUCUUAAUACUUCAUCAACUAAAUAUGGACGGUUACGAAACCACGCGUUCCAAUGUGAUUGCAACAGAAACUUACCUAAAUUCCCAUGUUCAGCUUUGGCCUAGUUUAGAUAUAUCGCGCUUGAUUUUUUAAUACUUUUGUAUGAUGUGUUGAGAGUUGAUGGUAGAUUGAAGAAGAACAGUCUACAUUUGUGAUAAUAAGUAAGCAUCUGACUGUAGACAGCCGUACCUGCUUUGAUUUCAGUGAGAUACGGGAAUAAAAUUUUUGAGGAAGAUGCCCAUUCUCUAUUUCCACUACACGCAACGGGGUUUUUAACAGAUUCCAAGAAAAUAUCAACAAAUUGACACCAACAAUCGUGAACCUAGUUUGUAUCGCUUUUUGAAAUAGCAGAGGAUCAGGCUCCAGAAGACGGAUUUUGGGGCACACAAAAAUGUUCAUACUGUAAAAGACCCUAAUUCCGUCAGAUUGUUCCUUUUGGGUAGGUCACAGUUUUCCUUAGAAUCAAAUUUUAUAUUUCUCCAAGCAGCGUUUGAACCUAUUUGCUGUGUUGAAAGCCGAAUUGUUUUUAUUUUUCGCAGGUGCGUGCGGGAGAUAGGAAAUGGGUCGUAUUCCGUUAAGUACUGACAGUCCAUUUGUAUUUAAGAGUCCUAUAUAAGUUUGGAUAUUUUUUUAAGAUUUUGUAAUGCUCAAGGGUAGAUUCUCUUUUAUGAGAGAAAGAAUAUUGGAAUGGUAUCCAAACCAGGGCGCGUCAACAAGUACCAAAUUGGCGAAUUUGAUAGGUAACCAAUUUUGACUGAGAAUUAGUUUCAUAAAAUAUUUAAAAAAAAAAUCUGUCUUUAUUUUUUCAAGCCUUACUUUUCUUUAAAUCGUUCAGGCUGAAGACGCAUCACAAGUGACAAGAUUACUUUUAGGUCGUGAGGUGGAAUUCUGUUGCAAAGAACGACAUUUAGAAAAAUCUGGGUUGACAUUUUUUUAAUCGUCCACCUCACCCUGGUGUGAAUUCAGCCUUCAAGAACUAUACGAGUAGCGAGAAAUGAACACUUUUCUUUCUACUUUUUCUUGUCUAUAAAACAACUGCGAGUCUGAUUAUUCGCAAAGAAUUAACGUCAUUCAAAUAGUUCCUCGGAAAUACAAGAAGUGGAUCAAGUUAUCGGAAAACUGAAUGUGAUUUGAUUGGUCUAAAAUUGUUACCAUAUAAAAAAAGGGAUCCCAGUGCAUUGUAUAAUAUUGUCCGCCAUUUUGGUGCCUGUAGCUUCUAGCACUCAGGGUCGUAUUUGUCAAGAGGGAGACGAGAUAUUACAAAAUCUCGUUAGUUGAAUGCAUGUGAAACCAAUUGCAUGAGAAACGUCAAAUCUCCUGGUGUGUGUGGUUUGAUGAUUCUUAUGCAAUUCUAAAUUUGGAAUGAAUGGUCCCUUUUAAGUUGGGAGUUGCCCCUCUUAAUAUAUGGAGUAUUGUUUUUUCUAAGAUUUAUUUUAAGGCAUUUAUCAGUACCAAUCUUCGUUUCCAAUCAGUUUAUACCAAGAAAAUACAGAGUAUAUUCAUAAAUUUUUAUAUAUCAUGGCUAUUACGUCAUGGGUGCCAUUUUUCUAUUUAUAUUUUUAUUACAUAAAAACAAUCGGUACGACAGAUCACUGUUUACGUUUAAUUACAUCUUUCCAUUUUGUCAUCACGUUGAUUUACAGGUUCACAAAAUGUCAACGUUUUUCAUUUGAAAUAGAAUCGAAAGUUUAUGUACCAAGUGUGCUUCAAUUUUUCUUAUAAUAAAGACCGAUUUUUUUAAA
Molecule: messenger RNA, 7312 nt
Organism: Acanthoscelides obtectus
Lineage: Eukaryota; Metazoa; Arthropoda; Insecta; Coleoptera; Chrysomelidae
Source: the annotation of a GenBank genome assembly